UUACUUGGCAUUUUGUUUUUUCUGCCAAUCACGAGAAAGUAUUAAAAAAUUGGAAUUUAGGUGCUACUGUGAUAGGAGCGUCUCUGUGAUUUUGAUACUAAAGCCAUUUUCAUUGGUUUAAAUUCAGUCAAAAUUAAGUUUUCGGAAAGUUUUGAAUAAAUGCUGGCGGUUUGAUUUCGUCGGCAAUAUUUUGGACAGUGAAUAUUUUGACAAUGGCUAUAUUAUAUUUAUUUAGCUGAAUUAUGAACAUCCAUAACAAUCAUAAUACACAAUGGCUCUAAGCGGGUUUAGAAAGAUAGAAAAUGAAGCGGGCUACCCGUGUUAUAUCGAUGAAUCAACUGGAAGACAGCAAAAUGACCAUCCAGAGUUCUGCAAGAUCAUGGAAUCUCUGGAAGAGUACAACGGGAUUAAAUACAGCGCGUAUCGUAUCGCCUUCAAGAUGUUUGCCCUGCAGAGACAGCUUAGAGUUCCAGCCCUACGCAUCAGUUCCGGAGUGUUCGCUCGCCACCAGCUAAGCCUAUCAGAGACCAGCUUAUCACUGGACACAGGGGAACUGGAGGCUGUGCUGGCCGACAUAUACUUUGCUGCGGAGAAGGAAGGCCUGUUCACAGGGGACGUUGACUUGGCGGUGGACUUGUUGAUCAAUCUGCUGCUGAAUGUGUAUGACAAAGACAGAAAAGAGCCAAUCAGAGUGCUAGCCGCUAAGACGUUGCUUGUCAUCCUAAGUGAGGAGUCGGUGUCAGACAAAUGGGCAGCCCUAGCCAACUGCUGCGCGGACCACAACGGCUGCGUGUCGCCGCGGCGGCUGGCGGCGCUGUUGUCGAAUGUAGCCGCCCUGCCAGAGUUAUUGGGCGAUCCGUGCGAACAGAUACAGAGCGACAUCGACAGUUGCUUUGAUAAGAGCGCCGGCAUGCUGGGCGCGCCGGCGCGGGCGGUGGCGGCGUGGGGCGCGGGCUGCGCGCGCGCCGGCUGGCUGGCCGCGAGCGCCCGGGUGCGCGCCAGCAGGAACAGCUCCUGCGUCAGCGCUGCUUGUGCCAAGUGUCGGGAACCACUCAUACAGGUUCUAAAAUUCAAAUGCUCAAAAUGCUGCGAUACAUACUUCUGCGAAAAGUGCUACUUGUAUGACAAAGACUUGACGACAGUCAGCGGGCACAAGAAUACUCAUUUAGUUCACGAAAUUAUUGAUGGAGAGACUAAACCACAAGAAUGUCUAAGCUUCAUCAAAACCAUGAGACGUUUCUUCUUCUGCACCAAAACUAGAAAGAAGGCCAAGAAGAAGACCACAAAGAAAGCGACUAGCAUGUCGAAAGAGAAGGAGAUAGUUAAGAAAGAGAGGCCGGCUAUGUUCACGUCGACUGUUGGCAAGGCGUCGGGACACGUGAAUAAUAACCCGGCGAGCAUGCUGCAGGAUAUUAUAGUGCAGUUGGAAACACAGAAUAAAGCUCUAGAAGAACUGUCGAAUCAGUUACAAAAUACGAAAGAACCAGAAGAGGGGCUGAGGGUAAAAGUGGACGCUCACUGGAGUCAGAUAUCCAAGCAAAUAAACAGGCUGAAAAUACUAAAGGAAAACCUCUCAUCCAACACAACACUACCUACAGCAGAACCUGCACACCCCCAAGCCUUCGAUCUCUUCAGCCCCAUACCAACACUAGAACAGAGCGACAAGCGCUCCAAGCUGUCCCAGGCUCCGAGAGUACUGAGUUUAGACUCCGGGAACUUCUCUGUGAUGUCCAAACAGGAGCCGCUUGUGACAGUGUCCGGAGAUGCCCUGAAGCCGGUGAUGGUUCAUAAGUCGGACAGUAUAUCAACGGUUUCUAUGAAGGAUAUUAGCAAUUGGUAUAAUGAAACCGAGCACGGAAGCAAGCAAAUAGCAGACUGCACAUCCCAAUCCAUAUCAGCGACAGAGCAAAAGUACGCGGCCGACAUCCGCUCAGUAGAGACUAGUAACGACAAGAUGAAGGAACUGAACGCGGACUUGGACACGGUACUGGACCGGUUGCAGCAGAUAUUGACUAAUAACUUCGCUAUGGAUGAAUCUUCGUUCGACAACAACCAACUACGGGAAACCGCGAACGAGAUGGAAGGCUUGCUCGGAACGCUCAUCCGAGGCGUGGAACAGAGAGCUACCCUUAAUGCCACUAAGGGGUUAGUUUAG
Molecule: messenger RNA, 2155 nt
Organism: Cydia splendana
Lineage: Eukaryota; Metazoa; Arthropoda; Insecta; Lepidoptera; Tortricidae
Gene: dah
Product: dystrophin
Exons: 11
Coding region: 272-2155 (627 amino acids)
Biological process (GO): synaptic signaling
Cellular component (GO): plasma membrane
Molecular function (GO): zinc ion binding
Source: RefSeq, a predicted model, not a curated record